CACCCAAAUUAACAAUGGCGGUUCUCCAAAUCUGUAUCAGUAUUCUAUCUCUCUCUCUCUCUCUCUCUCUCUCUCUGUCUUUAAUUCAUUCUUCUACAUUCAACUUGAAGAACAUUGCCUCCCCGUUUCUACUCCAAUUGCACUCUGACAAAAACAGAACCCCAACUCUGUCUUCACGCUUCCCAAUGCUCCUUUAACCGCCGUAAGAAACAAAAUACAUUUCUCUGUAACUCCAAUUCCUCUUGCCCCACCACUUCUAGCCGUUGCCCAUUCCCUCUUUACUCUUCAUUUUCUAUAAAUACCAUUCCCUCUCCAUUACCCCUUUUCUGCCUCUGCUUUUCCCCCCAUCGCCGGAGCUUCUUCGUCUCCAGUUUCGCCCUCUGUUUUACUCUCUUUAAGGUCCUCUGUCUCUGUUCCAAUGGCGGCGGCAGGAUUUCAAUUUCUAUUAGCGCUCUUAAAUCUGCUGCUGUUGGUACCAGGUGGGUUUUCGACGAGCUUUACUUUUGUGAACAAAUGUGGAUUCACGGUUUGGCCGGGGGUUCUGUCGAACGGCGGUGUUCCACCGCUUCCCACUACAGGUUUCUCUCUUCAGACUGGAGAGUCCAAGACGCUACCAGCGCCGGCGUCUUGGGGCGGGCGUUUCUGGGGGCGAACACUCUGUUCUGAAGAUUCCAACGGAAAAUUCUCCUGCGCUACUGGCGACUGUGGCUCUAACAAACUAGAGUGUGCUGGAAAUGGAGCAACGCCACCGGCGACUCUGGCGGAGUUCACUCUCGACGGCUCCGGCGGGCUUGAUUUCUUCGACGUCAGUCUAGUGGACGGUUACAAUCUUCCGAUGAUGGUGGUGCCUCAGGGUGGUUCCGGCGAUAACUGCACAAGCACUGGCUGCGUGGUAGAUCUAAACGGCGCGUGCCCCUCGGAGCUGCGCGUGACGAGUGCCGACGGGAGAGAAGGCGUCGCGUGUAAAAGCGCGUGUGAUGCAUUCAACCAACCGCAGUACUGUUGCACAGGCGCGUACCAAACACCGGACACUUGUCAGCCGUCGAUGUACUCCCAGAUCUUCAAGAGAGCGUGCCCACGCGCUUACAGCUACGCGUACGAUGACAAGACGAGCACUUUCACAUGCGCCAGUGCUGAUUACGUCAUCACAUUCUGUCCAUCGCCAAACACGAGCCAGAAGUCAUCCGAGGCACAGAAUUCACCGGCGACGGCUAACCCAUCUUCCGGUGGCGACGGUGCAAUGGUGUACGAAGGCGCAUCUUUGAUCCAAACCGACGCAGCGCCGCCGCGCGUAGCCGGGAUUUCAGCUGUCAGUACGGUGGCGAUUGGGUGGUUAUGGCAGCAGCUGUUCUUCUACUUCUGACCUGCUCUACCGAAAGUCGUAGUACGGCCCAAGCCCAUAACGCGCAUGUAACUGGAUCCACGGCUGGUCGUUACGUGGGCCCAUUGGGCCUCAACCAAGGCCCACAAGGAAUUGAUCCGUUGAUGUUAAAAGCCCACCCGACUCCACCAAAGGCUGACGAAAAUCUGACAAAUAGGCGGGGAAAUAGAGGGAAAGGGCCGGCCAAAUGGGCAAAUAUUGGAUUUAGCUAAAGUUAAGGGUUCAAUUUUUAAUUUUUAAUUUUGGGUGGAUUGAUAAAGAAAGAGAAUGUGAAGAAAUGGUAGUUGGGGAUUCAUUUACACGUAAUUUAGAUAAGGAUAUAAAGUGUUGGGUAAUAAUUCACAUCAUAUGUUAUAAUAUACUAUAUGUUAUAUUGCCUUUUAUUAUAUGAUAUUUCCAUAUAA
This is a messenger RNA of Benincasa hispida (wax gourd), 1785 nucleotides long. Its product is annotated as thaumatin-like protein 1b. The record is from RefSeq and is a predicted model, not a curated record. NCBI's taxonomy places the organism in Eukaryota, Viridiplantae, Streptophyta, Magnoliopsida, Cucurbitales, Cucurbitaceae.